AGAACAUUUCGAGAGAUUAUGUUCCUGCAGUUGGGUCUCUUCCCUCUGCAGAAAUUUGGAGAACAUCCAAAUAUCAUCAAGCUGCUUGAUAUUAUCCGAGCUCAGAAUGACAAGGACAUCUACCUCAUCUUUGAGUCCAUGGAGACAGAUUUACAUGCUGUGAUUAAGAAGGGGAAUUUGCUGAAAGAUAUCCACAAGUGUUACAUUCUCUACCAACUUCUGAAGGCAACUAAAUUCAUCCACUCAGGAAAUGUUAUUCACAGAGAUCAGAAGCCUUCAAAUAUCUUGCUGGAUGCAGACUGCUUUGUUAAACUUUGUGAUUUUGGGCUGGCCCGCUCUUUACAUCAGAUGAAUGAAGACCAAGGCAACCCUGCUCUAACAGAAUAUGUGGCAACACGCUGGUACCGAGCCCCCGAGAUCUUACUUUCCUCUCGGAGUUACACUAAAGGUGUAGACAUGUGGAGCAUUGGCUGUAUUCUGGGAGAGCUGCUACUUGGGAAACCUCUUUUUCCUGGAACAUCAACAGUGAAUCAAAUAGAGCAGAUCUUGAGGGUCAUUCCUGCCCCAUCCCCAGAAGAUAUUUUGGCUAUGCAAUCAGAUUACAGGGCCUCAGUUAUUAACUGCAUUAGUUCACG
Messenger RNA from Phaethon lepturus (White-tailed tropicbird), 635 nucleotides. RefSeq names its product mitogen-activated protein kinase 15 (gene MAPK15). Gene Ontology annotation, molecular function: protein serine/threonine kinase activity; ATP binding. The transcript has 6 exons. Gene Ontology annotation, biological process: protein phosphorylation; intracellular signal transduction. Lineage: Eukaryota; Metazoa; Chordata; Aves; Phaethontiformes; Phaethontidae. The annotation marks the transcript as partial. Gene Ontology annotation, cellular component: nucleus; cytoplasm. The record is from RefSeq and is a predicted model, not a curated record.